AAACAUGUUUGUCUUGACCAUACUAACUCGGAUUCAACGAGAACACGAACAAGUGAGAGCGACAUUGUGAGUAAGGAGAUCCCAUUGUCAAUGGAACACCGUUGUCUACAUUAUCAACAUCUCGUUAUUGGAGGAGGAGCAUUGGUUGUUGCAUACAUCAAGGACUAUUUCGAACCAUUUGAUCUUUCAAAUUAUCUGAGCUUUCAUGGAAACUCAUCGAUUGUAAAGUUUAGCAGUUCCUCAGUGAAUCUUCCUGUUGGAGUCAAAUUUAAGCUUGUGUUUCGGGCAGUGUAUCCUAUCACACCACUUCGUGGACUAAUAAUGGUCGACAACAUUUCUAUCAGUGACGGAAUCUGCAAGGAGUGUAGUCAAAAUAAAUUCCAAUGUAGUCGUGAUCGUGAUGAGUGCAUUCCAUUACACAAAGUUUGUGAUCUUCAGCCCGACUGUCAGGACGGAGAGGAUGAAAAGCAAUGUGACAUGGACAUACUGAAAGCUCUCUGCAGGGAAACCACAAUUUCAACCUUUCAAAAUUCCUCCUUGCCAAUAGAUCACAGUGAUGAAAGACAUUUUGUUCCUCGCUCAAAUCUUUGUGAUAAUGGGGAAGUUUGUCCACUUUGCUCCUUCAACAAAUGUACUCUACUCUGCCCUACCACCUGUACCUGUGUCGGUCUGUCUUUCAACUGCUCCUCGCACAACGCACCGUUCUAUGCUACCUCUAUAACUAUUACUGGUCUAUUUCAAGAGGAAUUGAUAUUCGAUAAGAGAUAUUCUAACUUAAAAGAAAUCAAAAUUAAUUCUUGUAAAUUGGUCCUGCUAUACAUUGAACCCGGCGUAAAUGUAAGAACAUUAGCCAUUAGCAAUAGUAUAAUCAAAUUUGCAGUAAUUAACAACAACACUAAUUAUCUACAGUACGUAAGUAUAAUCCAAAGUUCGUUUGAUAUUAUUAGAUUCUUUUUGCAAAUAAACCCCGUAUUUGUAUUCAAAUUUGAAUUUUAUGUUUACAAUAGUUCAGUGAAAAAUACUACUCAGAGCAUAAUUCAAAAGAUGUUUGGUGUACACGUGCAUCUCUCAGAUACUACAGGGUUUCCAUUAAUAGUUCGACAAUUUGAUCACUUAGUAGUCAAUUUUAGUUAUUGUAAUUUGACUGUUCAGCCAGAUUCAUACCAGAAAACUAUAACAUUAGAUCUUAGUCAUAACCGUCUUACACACUGGCAUAUUUUAUCCUUUAUUCAAAUUUUACAUCUCCAAAAUAAUUUGAUUAAAGCUGUAAAUUUUACAUAUGAUUUCCGCCAUUCAGACGCUCGCUUACAAUAUCUCGAUCUGUCAUCUAAUCACAUUUCUAUCAUUGAAGAAGACGAUUUUAUAGAUUUACCUAAUCUUCUAUAUCUAAAACUUCGAAACAAUCGUCUAGUUGAGGUUAAUGAAAAAGCUCUCUCAUUUGUCUCAAAACUUUUUUAUUUGGAUUUGUCCACCAAUCAUCUACGUUCUUUAAAACGCAGUCAUUUUAUCCAGCUCUCGAAUUUACAAUAUCUUUACCUGCAGAACAAUAACCUAAAGGUGAUAGAAGGAAUGUUUGACGGUCUAAUGAAUAUUCAAUAUCUUCAAGUGGAUUCCUACACUCUGUGUUGUGCUCAGCCGAAGGCUGUGAGCAAAAUACAUUGUACUGCACCUCUUAACGAAAUCUCUUCCUGCCAUAGCUUGAUCGACACUCCUCUUCUUAGCGUGAUCAUUUGGUACAUAGCUCUGUUAGCUGUGUUUGGCAAUUUCUUGGGAAUACUUUAUAGAGGUUUAGUGGUUAGGGAAAAAAUCAUCACAUCGUUUGCCAUAUAUUCUGUCAAUCUUGGGUUUGCAGAUCUUCUCAUGGGUGUAUACCUUUAUAUCAUAGCUGGUGCUAACCUCACGUACAAUGGCCGUUAUGGUUUUGAGGAUGAUUCUUGGAGACGAAGUCCUCUAUGUACCUUUGCUGGCGUGUUGGCCACUCUUUCCAGUGAGGCAUCUGCUCUUUUCGUUCUCUCCAUCACUAUCGACAGAAUAAUCAUCAUUCGAUUCCCAUUUUCGAAACUAAAAAUGAACGAUUGGAUUGCAAAACUCAUUUCCAGUUUUGUGUGGAUCACGUCUUUUCUUCUGUCUGUGUUGCCGUUAUCCGAAAGUGAGUACUUUAGUGGUUAUUAUUCCAGUUCUGGAAUAUGUAUUUCUCUACCCAUAUCCGUUCUUCGUAAACCUGGGUGGGAGUACUCAAUGAUCCUAUUUGUUGGGGCAAAUUUCUUUAUUUUCAUGGCAAUCUUAUUGGGACAAUUUGUCAUUUUUACUGAUGUUCUGCGAAUGGGGAAAGAGGUGAGCUCACAACGUUCUACACUAAAAGGGAGAGAGAUCAAUUUGGCGAAAACUUUAAUUGCUGUUGCAGUAACAGACAUGCUUUGCUGGAUUCCAAUUGGUGUGAUCGGUCUUCUGACAUUUUUCGGCAUUGAUGUCACGGCUAAGGUGUAUGCUUGGGUAAUUGUCGUAGUUCUUCCCAUAAACUCGGCACUGAAUCCAAUAAUCUACACAUUUUCGGCUAUGCUGAGACGCAGAGGACAGCAGAAGUCUUCACAGACAAGCAGUUAUUCUAAAACGAAGGAAGAAAAUAAAUGUGAUGCAAUAUACCAGGUGUCGCAAACCAAUGGCCAGAAACGUUCGCGGAAAUAUAUACAAUCAACGAUUCAACCGUCCACAACAUGA
Messenger RNA from Ostrea edulis (European flat oyster), 2718 nucleotides. Its product is annotated as G-protein coupled receptor GRL101-like. Gene Ontology annotation, cellular component: membrane. The record is from RefSeq and is a predicted model, not a curated record. Gene Ontology annotation, molecular function: protein binding; G protein-coupled receptor activity. The transcript has 7 exons. Gene Ontology annotation, biological process: G protein-coupled receptor signaling pathway. Lineage: Eukaryota; Metazoa; Mollusca; Bivalvia; Ostreida; Ostreidae. The annotation marks the transcript as partial.